Messenger RNA from Eutrema salsugineum, 1125 nucleotides. RefSeq lists its product as uncharacterized. The record is from RefSeq and is a predicted model, not a curated record. The transcript has a single exon. NCBI's taxonomy places the organism in Eukaryota, Viridiplantae, Streptophyta, Magnoliopsida, Brassicales, Brassicaceae. The coding region runs from base 1 to 1125 and encodes 374 amino acids.
AUGGCGGCCCAAAUCGCCGAACUCAGUCAAACGCAAACCUCAUUGCGAGGUCGUAACUUAAUGGGUGACCUCAACUCAGAAGACAACCCAACUGGAACAGUACGAUCUACAGCCUUAGGAUCUACUGGCAACCCAGCCACUCAAUCCACCUUCAAUCGUGACGAAGAAUUCGAAGCAACCAGUGCCGCUCCCGAAAUCGAUCGCGUUAUCCAAGAGGCACAAAAAACGCCGUUUACUCCUAGAAUCGCUAAAACUCCUGUUCGACAUCUUGAGAAGUUAAAACUCAAAACUUACGAAGGAGAUUCCGACCCAAAGCACUUUCUGACAUCUUUUGGCAUCGUCAUGAACCACUAUCAGUUCCGGACGACAGAAAAAAAAGAUGCAGUGAAGUGUCCGUUGUUCGUUGAAAAUAUCCAAGGAGUCGCUCUCGAUUGGUUUAGUCAACUUGAAGCGAACUCCAUAAACAGUUUCACCGAACUCUCGACAGCGUUCGUUAAACAUUUUUCGAUGUUUAUCGGGCAGAAGAUGCAAAAUGCCGAACUAUGGCGAAUGGUUCAGGGAGAAAACGAGAGUCUCCGCGACUUCAUCAAACGUUUCAAGUCAGUUGUCGCCCAUUGCACGGUCAGCGACGAGGCCGCCCUCGAGUGUUUGCACAAGGCAACUCGGAUUAAGUCAUCUUUCCACAAAGCGAUCAAACACAACCCACCGCUUACACUUGAGGACGGACUACAUCGGUCGAACUCAUAUAUUACAGAGGAGGAAGAGAAGACCGCCUACGAUCAGAGCAAAUCUUCACAAAAGCAGGUCGACCCAAAAGAGAGACCUAAAAAUGACAAUAACGAGCCACGUCCGACCUACGACAGAGGAUUCGACAAUCGACGAAAGUUCGCAAGUAACAAUGUCAACUCGGCUCAACCACAGCGACCAUGGAACAACAAAUGGAUUCGCGGUAACGACGAUCAAGACGAGACAUUGUUCUGCGAAUUCCAGAACCGUAAAGGACACAACACCGAAGAAUGCCGACACUUGAAAGAUUACCUCCUAGAACAAUUCAGGAAAGGAUUAAUUUCGAUGGACGAUGUUCGCCGAACUCCUUUCCAACGCAACAAUGAAAAGCAAGAGUGA